Molecule: messenger RNA, 5238 nt
Organism: Drosophila montana
Lineage: Eukaryota; Metazoa; Arthropoda; Insecta; Diptera; Drosophilidae
Product: zinc finger protein 814
Exons: 10
Coding region: 1889-4963 (1024 amino acids)
Biological process (GO): regulation of transcription by RNA polymerase II
Cellular component (GO): nucleus
Molecular function (GO): DNA-binding transcription factor activity, RNA polymerase II-specific; zinc ion binding; RNA polymerase II transcription regulatory region sequence-specific DNA binding
Source: RefSeq, a predicted model, not a curated record
AUUCAGAAGUCCUCCUCCCAAAUCAUGCGUGUGUAUAUAAAUAUUUUGGUCACGUGGAAAUAAAUUAAAUAAAUGAAAUAAAAGUCUGUCGCCCUCCCUAUGUGUAUUUUUGGAUAUAUGGAUAUAUGUUUCUGGGAGUUUGCCUCAUUCUGACUAAUAGAUGACAAUAGAUUUUUGGAUAAAAUAUAAUGAAUGAAACUGACAUGCAGACUCGAGGCCGCGAUCGGGUUAAGCGACCCACUUUGAGUGCCAUUCGUAUCUUAAUCUGUGCGCCAGCGCCUCAGUCAUCCAUCAAUCAAAAGCUGGCGGAUGUCCAAAUGACUAAAUGACUAGCUGGCAGGCUGGCUGGCUGGCUGGCUGGUAGGUUGGCCAACUGACUGACUUUUGGGCUGAGUGAAUGUUGCGUGCGCGCUCAAUGACGCAGCGAGCACUUGCUGCUGCCGCACCGCCCGCCGCCCACCUGCCCCCCACACACACAGACACACACACGCCAAACCUUUAGUGGUUAAUCAGUUGUAGAUGAACAACGCACAGCUCUGACAUUUGGCCAACGUCAACUGGCGAUCGAUCGAUCAAUCAGUUAACCAGCCAUCCAUCCAUCAGAAUACACCACACACACACACACACACACACAGCAACAGUGAUAUGAAGAGUUGGUAGCUGUGUGAUUGAUAGCUGAAUGCCAGGCUACCAAAAAAACAAUAUCUUAUACAAUACAAAAUAAGUUAAUACGUUGUGACUGGAUAUUCCCAACUGCGCAAUGCUCUGUUUAGAGUGAAAAAUGUCUGCUUGACUAGGUCCAGUCUUGGAACAAUUUUGGAUCAAGUUGUAUAAAGGAAGACGUUAUCUUCUUUAAUCACACGCUGUGACAAGGUUAAAUAACAGCCAUUGAAUUCGUAGCAGCGCAUAAAUUGAAAUUCGCCCAAUUUAAUUUCAACUCGAGACAUUUAAUAUUGAUUAAUUUUUUGGUUCGCUCUCUUAAUAGCCUCGCAUCUACACUCGCUGGCUUGCCGCAGAGUGAUGGACAGAUACAGAUGCAGAUACAGAAACAGAUACAGAUACAGAUACUAACAGAUACAUGUGCUCAAGAAGCAGAGGACCAAGACCCAGGCGAAUCGUACCGUAAAUAAAUAUAAGCAUAAAUCUGAGAGAGAAGAAGAAGAAGAAGAAAAGAAGAAACUCAUUGAAGACAACAUCCCCAAUUGACGGUAAAUCACUCAAGAUGACAUCUAUCGAUGGGGCCCGCCAGAUAAGAGAGCGUUUCGUCUCGUUUUCGCACUUUUACACAAUCAACUCGGGCACGUCGAAGACACCGCGCAGAAGUUGCAAACAAACACCACAGAGCCAGAGCCACACAGAGUGACGCGUCCGGGGUCCUCACAGGGGAUUGGGAUUGGUAAUGGGAACGGGAACGGGAAUGGGCACGAAAAUGGGAAUGGGAAUGGGACAGCCGACAUAAUCAUGUAGCAUGCCAACUUGACGUCAUUGCAAUUUAAAGCUAGGCUACGCCGUCGGGCGCAUUCGAUACAAAACGACGCCAACAGCCCCCAAAGUGACAAAUCAAAGACGAAAUCGAACCACCCAACAAAGUACAAGAAACCAACUAUGUAUUACUACCAUUCCAUGCCAGGCCCAGAGACCAGGCUAACUUGAAGCAGUCCAAUGACAAACUCGCACAGACUUUGUGGUCUUACUUUGAUACGGCACAGUGGAGCAAAUAUGGGAUUGAGUAGCUAAAAAUUCGAAUCGCCCAAAUAUGGAUUGUCUAUUUAUGUGAACCUGUAUAACAAGAUCUAUAUUUAUUUGUGCGUCCCACUUGGAAAAUUGAACAAAUGAUAAAAGCAAUUGAAGAAGUUUUGGAUAGGUUUGGAAAAAAUCGCUUACAAUAAUGAACGCCGAAUCGGAUGAUCUGGAGGACACUCACCUGUGCAUUAAAUGCAAUGCAACCAUUGUGGGUCUCAGCAAAUACAUUGAGCACCGUAAACAGAAUUGCUUAGUCGGAAAUGUUCGUGCGGCAAAGCAAGUUGUGGCUCCGACCACGGUCACGACGUCGACUCGUACCGAGCACGUGUCGUCGUCCACGAUCAUGAGUCGCUCCAACUUGGAGCACAGCUAUGACGGCUUCCAUUUUGCAGAGCCGGAGGCUCCGAGCAGUUACCUGCGCAAGACGACCGCCAGUCAUGGCGGAAAAACGUCCAAGUCCCUGACAGAGGCCUAUGAUCCGACCUACGAGCUGGGCGCCGAUGUGUUCUUUUCUUCGUUGCAGCUGCAAAGCGUCUCAACGGGCGGCAAGACCGGUGCACGCCCGGAGCGAGGAGCCAAGGAGGAACAGAGCUGGCAUUCGGCCAGCAGCUGCUCAGAUCCAUUGCUGAAGGCGGUGCGAGAACACGAGGAAUCCGACUUCAAGCCGCUAAAAUUUGUGCACUCACCCGAAGCCAGCGAAGAAGAGGAGGAUGACGAGGAGCCAGAUGACUUUGAUGGGGAAGACGACGAUGCAGAUCAUGAACACGAUCAUGAGCAUGAGCAUGAGCACGAGCACGAGCACGAUCACGACGCUGACGAAGAUUAUGAUGCGCGUCAUUCGCGGCAUUCCCCGCCGGCAGUGCCCGCCACGCACACGGGUGGCAAAUGGAAACCGGAACAUCGUCCUCAGCUGCGUCACACGCAUCUGGAGCGCAUCUCGCCCAGCUGGGACGAGGCGCCCGAAGAUGCGCACGACCAUCCGCCUGCGGAGCAUACGCACGGCAAGUGGGUGCCGGGCAGCAAGCAGCUGGAGUACCGCGAGAACAUCGAUCUGACCAAGCUGCAGCAGCCGGGCGCCAGCUACUGGUGCAACAUCUGCUGUCGGCGCCUCAAGACGCGACUUAACUACGAGCAGCAUCUGCGCAGCGGCUACCAUCAGCGCCGCGCCGAGGCUGAGUGCCAGCUAGAGCAGGCCAAUCUCGAGGGCGCCAAUCUCACGCUCACCAAGGACUUCGAGCCCGCGCCGGCGGAGCAGCUACAGCGCCGUCGCCGUCGUCGCGCCAAUCUGCUACGCUGCGAGCUGUGCCGCCACAGCAUGGCCCGCCAUCUCAUGGGCAAGCACCUGAUCUCGCACUAUCACUAUCGACGCCUGCAGCAGCAGCAAACGCAGCUGCGCCGCCAGAAUUCCCUGCACUCCAUACUGGAGCAUAUGGGCAGCAUAGUGCGACAGGCGCCAUUCCAGUGCCUGCCCUGCCGCUUCUAUGCCAACACGGAGCAGUCUUUCCAGGCACAUUGGCGCUCCUCUGCCCAUAUGGAGCUCACCGCACGGCUGGGCGGCAGUUUCUGGUGCAGCUACUGUCAGUUCGAGUGCGCGAGCAACGAGGAAAUGUGGCAGCAUCUGCUGGGCAACACGCACUUGGAAGUGUUGUUCGCCAUCAAUCGAUCGGUGCCCGUUUGCAUUGCCCAGCGCCGGCAGCUGAGCUGCUCCGUGUGCAGCGCCAGUUUCCUAUACAAUGUGCAAUUGCGGCGUCACUUUGCCACGGAGCACGCCGGAAUGGUGGCCACGGGCAGCGCCUCCGAUGACUAUCAGUGCCGCUUUCGCUGCGGGAUUUGCGGCGCUGCGCAGAGAUCGCGAGUGGCGCUGCAGCGGCACGAAAAGCACAAGCAUCGCCUGGCCAAAUACUACUGUGCCGUUUGCCGUCUGGAGUUCGAGACGCCGCUGGAGGCGCGUCGCCAUCGCAGCCUCAUGCAGCACAAGCGGCGUGCGAGUCGCCAGUCCAGCCGCAAGUCCAGCACUCAGCCGGAGCGCGAGAUUGAGCACAUGCUGCGCGAGGUGCUGGAGGAUCGACAGCCUGAAAAGCCGACGGCAGCAGCAGCUGCAGCAGUGGCCAGCUCCAAGAGGCGCCGUCUGGUGAGUCAAUGCGCCAGCUGCCAGCUUAACUUUGACACGCCGCAGGCGCUGAUCCAGCAUCGCAGGGAGUCACAUCCCAUGGACAAUCAUGCCUGCCUCAGCUGUGGCCUCAGCUUUCAGUCCGCCCAGGCGCUGGGUCGGCACACGCGCAGCUGCCAGCCCAUCGCCUCCAGCUCAACAGCGGCGCCAGCUCCCACUCAGUCCAAGUACUGGGACUGCGAUCAGUGCAGCUUCAGCGCCCAGUACGAGUCGGAUCUGCUCUAUCAUCGUUUCUUUCAUACGCGCGGCUCCUCCAUUGGCAAGGACGAGCUGUUGCAAUGCCCGCUCUGUCCCAAACAGUUCCGUAAGCACUCGCUGCGUGCCCAUCUGCGCAAUCACACGGACGAGCGCAUCUUCGAGUGCGCCGAGUGCUUGGCCAAGUUCGCCAGAAGACACAACCUCAAGAAUCACAUGGCCACCAUGCAUGGCCAUCGGGAUCAGACGGCAGCAGCCAAGACAACAGCCAAACAGAAGUCGGUUGUGUCCAAGCCGAAAUUUCAGUGUGGCACCUGCGGCAAAAUUCUGGCAAAAAAAUACUCACUUAAACUGCACGAAAUGAGCCACGCUUCGGUGGAACGUCAAUUUCGUUGCCAACACGAGGACUGCUCGUAUGCGGGUCUUACGCCCGAGGCCCUCAAAACCCAUCUAAUAUCCCAUGCCAAGGGCAGUCACAAGUGUGAACACGAAAACUGCAACUAUGUGGGCAAAAGUGAGCUGCACUUGAAGAGGCAUCUCAAGUCGCAUGUAGCCGGGCCAGAGCUGGGCGAGGGUGGCAAAUGGUUCUCGUGCGAUCAGUGCGAGUUCAGGGCGCGCAUCAAGGGUCAUCUGAGCCGGCACAUGCGUCGCCACACCGGGGAGAAGCCCCAUCAGUGCCCCCACUGCGACUUCCAGUGCAGCAGCUUGGACAACCUACGCAAGCACAUCGUCAAGACGGGCAAACAUCCGGGCAAGUUUAUCUACGAGUGUUCGGCUUGUGCCGAUCCCUUCAAGAGCAACAGCUUCAAGGAAUAUCAAAUGCAUUUGACAACGCACAAGAAAUCAAUUCCAUAAGGCACUUGGAACUCUUCACAAUAUGAUCUUUGGAAAUAAAUUUGAACACAAAACGACAUCCACCAAAUCUUCGACCCCCAUUUGCACCAAGGAGGGAUGGAUUUUUCAAAAAGUGUGAAACACCCCUCAAAUGAAUUUGAACAUAGAUCUUUGAAAAUUAGUUUGGUGCCGAUCGGAUGGUAAACAAAAAAGUUACAUACAAACGUGUUUCGCGAUUUUUCCACACGUGCGGGUGGAAUUUCCCGUAACCCCGUCUUAACGUGCACCUACAUAAA